AUGAUUAGUGUAUCCAACAUUAAGCAAGCCGGCUUAAUACAACAUUGGGAAAUAAUACUUUACUGCGAGUUAUUUCACCUCGAUAUUGACCACAUAGAACAUAGUGCACAUAUUGAGGUUCAGGAACAAUCUCAAAUAACCCAGUUGCUUGCCACAACCAUGAUACGGCCGCUGAUAUUUAUUGCAACUAAUCAGACCGACAAUACAACCACGAUUAUUGGC
Medioppia subpectinata is the source of this 222-nucleotide messenger RNA. The record is from the annotation of a GenBank genome assembly. Lineage: Eukaryota; Metazoa; Arthropoda; Arachnida; Sarcoptiformes; Oppiidae.